AUGCCGAAACCAUGGCGAGCGGCAAAGAGGGAGGAAAGGGGUGUGUAUACUUCUGUCGCGCAAACGGAGGAUGAUACUGUGGAAAUGACGGCCCAUGGUAAAGGGGCCGAGAACGGAGGGCCGUCAAAUAUGGCAAAUAUAGAUCCAGAAUUCAAAUUCGAAGAUGUCGCAAACCGACCGUCACUAGGUAGAGGCGAGCCUACACCACAUGAGCUAGCAAACCUCCGAAGGAUUCCUGACCAACUGCCAUGGAGUGCUUUCCUUGUCGCAAUUGUCGAACUAUGCGAGAGAUUCGCAUAUUACGGUCUUUCCGGUCCAUUUCAGAACUACAUGUCCAACAAAUGGCACGAUCCGAAUGGUCUCCCUGGAGCAAUUGGCCUCAAGCAGGCUGGAGCAACGGCUCUCUCCAACUUUUUUCAAUUCUGGUGCUACCUAACGCCUAUCAUUGGCGCCAUUGUGGCAGAUCAGUAUCUUGGGAAAUACAUAACCAUCAAGUACUUCUCUAUUGUGUACAUGGUCGGGAUUUUUAUCCUCUUUCUUACAUCCCUCCCAGUGUCCAUUGCGCAUGGGGGAGCAUUCCCUGGUCUCAUCGCAUCCAUGUUCAUCAUUGGUCUGGGAACGGGCGGUAUCAAAUCCAACGUCUCGCCCCUCAUCGCUGAACAAGUCCGCAGGACGAAACCGUUCGUCAAGGUCCUUUCCAGUGGAAAGAGGGUCAUUGUGGACCCAGAACUCACUGUCCAGAGAAUUUACAUGAUAUUCUACAUGUGUAUCAACGUUGGGUCUCUAUCAGCCAUCGCAACUACGAAUCUGGAACUACAUGUGGGAUUCUGGAGCGCGUACCUCUUGCCUCUAUUCAUGUUUUGCGUUGGCUACUUCAUCCUGGUAUCCGGCAAAAAGAGAUAUGUUAUUCGACCACCGCAAGGUGGAGUCAUUGGUAACUGCUUCAAGGCACUUUGGAUUGCUAUGAGGAACCGAUUUGACCUCGACAAAGCGAAGCCCUCAUUCCAAGAGCAAGAACAAGGGAGGCGAAGAUACAAGGCUCCCUGGGAUGACAAAUUCAUUGAUGAACUGAAGAUUGCACUUAUGGCGUGCAAAGUCUUCGCGUUCUUCCCUAUCUACUGGGUCGUGUUUUCGCAGAUGAUGAACAAUUUCGUCUCGCAAGCUGGCCAAAUGGAACUCCACGGCAUCCCUAACGACAUCCUCCAAAACAUCGACCCACUCACUAUUAUCAUCCUCAUUCCUCUCCUCGACCGCCUCAUCUACCCGUUCCUCCGCUCAACUCUCCACCUUGCAUUCGCACCCAUUACGCGCAUCACCUUAGGCUUCUUUAUAGCUUCUCUCGCCAUGGUGUAUGCCGCUAUUCUGCAAUCCCGCAUCUACUCGGCGCCACCCUGUUUCGACUCCCCCUCGCACUGUGAAGCUGGAAAGAUAUCUAAAGACAAGUACAAACCGAAUGAGAUACACGUCGCCUGGCAAGCACCCGCAUACAUCCUCAUCGCCCUCUCUGAAGUCCUAGCUUCGAUCACGGGGCUUGAACUCGCUUAUGCAAAAGCACCUGAGAAUAUGAAGUCGUUUAUUAUGUCACUAUUCCUGUUAACUUCGGCCCUUGGAAGUGCGCUCGGGAUAUUAAUUGCGCCAAGUGCCAAAGAUCCGAACUUGGUGUGGUUGUAUGCUGGGCUGGCUGCGACGAGUCUGUUGGCUGGUGGGGUGUUUCAUAUUAUGUUUCGGAGACUAGAUCAGAGGGAGACAGCGAGACCGGUUGAGAGUGCGGAGGAGGGGAUUGAGAUGACUAGACGGAAGAGCAAUGAUGAUGGAGGUACCCGAGAAGUAUAA
Molecule: messenger RNA, 1833 nt
Organism: Lindgomyces ingoldianus
Lineage: Eukaryota; Fungi; Ascomycota; Dothideomycetes; Pleosporales; Lindgomycetaceae
Product: peptide transporter-like protein PTR2
Exons: 3
Coding region: 1-1833 (610 amino acids)
Biological process (GO): transmembrane transport; oligopeptide transport
Cellular component (GO): plasma membrane; fungal-type vacuole
Molecular function (GO): dipeptide transmembrane transporter activity; tripeptide transmembrane transporter activity
Source: RefSeq, a predicted model, not a curated record